Neogale vison (American mink) is the source of this 1585-nucleotide messenger RNA. RefSeq names its product cysteine dioxygenase type 1 (gene CDO1). The transcript is spliced from 5 exons. Gene Ontology annotation, molecular function: cysteine dioxygenase activity; ferrous iron binding. The coding region runs from base 240 to 842 and encodes 200 amino acids. Gene Ontology annotation, biological process: L-cysteine catabolic process. The record is from RefSeq and is a predicted model, not a curated record. NCBI's taxonomy places the organism in Eukaryota, Metazoa, Chordata, Mammalia, Carnivora, Mustelidae.
GACUAGGUCCUGGUUCGGGUGCGCGGUGCUUUCCUUCGCGAGCCCGGAUCCUCUGCCCUGCUGCGGGGUCGGGGAGUUCCUUAGUCUCGGACACUCGCGUUUGGGGGUUGUGUGUGUGUGUGUGUGCGUGCAGCUGUCCAGCCCGCCGCUAAGCUCCCUCGCCCCCAGCUCCCCUGCGCUCAGCUCCCGCACCGCACGCAGCCCGCUGAAAGCCGCGCGCGCCGCCAGCUCUGCGAGGGAUGGAGCAGACCGAGGUGCUCAAGCCGCGGAGCCUGGAGGAUCUGAUCCGCCUCCUGCACCAGCUCUUCGCCGGCGAGGAGGUCAACGUGGAGGAGGUGCAGGCCGUCAUGGAAGCCUACGAGAGCGACCCCGCCGAGUGGGCAGCGUACGCCAAGUUCGACCAGUACAGGUAUACUCGAAAUCUUGUGGAUGAAGGAAAUGGAAAAUUCAAUCUAAUGAUUCUAUGCUGGGGUGAAGGACAUGGCAGCAGUAUCCAUGAUCACACGGACUCCCACUGCUUUCUGAAGAUGCUGCAGGGAAACCUGAAGGAGACCUUAUUUGCCUGGCCUGACAAGAAAUCCAACGAGAUGAUCAAGAAGUCUGAAAGAAUCUUGAGAGAAAACCAGUGUGCCUACAUCAAUGAUUCCAUUGGCUUACAUCGAGUCGAGAACAUUAGCCACACGGAACCUGCUGUGAGCCUUCACUUGUACAGUCCACCGUUCGAUACGUGCCAUGCCUUUGAUCAAAGAACAGGACAUAAAAACAAAGUCACCAUGACAUUCCACAGCAAAUUUGGAAUCAGGACUCCAUUUACAGCUUCGGGAUCCCUGGAGAACAACUAAGGAGUACCACUUCCUCUAAGGUUUUAAGCUUAAGGUCUGCUAAAAGUUUUACCCUGGACAGGGACGCCUCCAGCAGCUGCUGUCCAGUAAUACACUUUACGAAGCCAAUACUUAGAUCUCCUGCAAGGCAGAUGCUAAUUGUCAAGCACUGAGCGAGCAGAUAGUGCCCCAAGCUACUGCAGAAGAAAAACCCCAUUAAAGACAAAACAGGCUCGUAAUUUUAAAGGCCAAUGCAAGUGCUCUCCUGGUUUUAUCCUCUGAAUUCAGUGGAACCAUACUGGGGAGGGAUGUCAAUGACUAUCAUCAAUUCAAUGAAGGUUUUUACAGCUUUUGGAAACACUUUGGUCUCUGAAUUAUAAUUAGCAAUAAAUAAAAACCAGAAACCACAGACAUCAGAUGCUUGCCUUGUUCCUUGGAGGACUAAAUGUAGGUGUCUUUUGUAUUCUUUGUAUGUUCUUAAUAUUUGCAGAGAAUUUUUUGAAUCUAUGGAUUUUAUUUUUUCAUUCUUACUUGACAAAUUCCUGUCCAUGAAGUAGCAGGAUAUGGUAGACAGAAACUCAAGGCACUUUGCCGUUUGGUAAUGAAAGGGAGGCCAGAAGAUUUUAGGAAAGUCCCUGUGCCCCUAAAUCCAGGCCAAACCAAAAACACAAAUUCACGUCUAAUGUGUCCAGGAUCCUAGUCAAAGACCUUGUACUGCCACUAACAUUGCCAAAUAAUUUUAAUAAAACUGGAUUUGAAUACAA